Molecule: messenger RNA, 4853 nt
Organism: Boleophthalmus pectinirostris (great blue-spotted mudskipper)
Lineage: Eukaryota; Metazoa; Chordata; Actinopteri; Gobiiformes; Gobiidae
Gene: abtb2b
Product: ankyrin repeat and BTB (POZ) domain containing 2b
Exons: 17
Coding region: 397-3540 (1047 amino acids)
Molecular function (GO): protein heterodimerization activity
Source: RefSeq, a predicted model, not a curated record
CGCAGCUCAGAUCAAGUGAACUCGGACUUUACCGCUGCGAACAUCACACGGAGCGGAGACGCUGGAGUUUGUUGCGGCUACGCCACGGAUUUUAUCAAUGAACUCAGCUCGUUUGGUCUCAGAGAAUAAGGAGCAGUUUGUUUCACACAUCCGAUCACUGGGAACGUCAAAGAAAGUUUACAUUCUCGUCAGUUUUCUGUGUCCAAGGGAAAAGGUGAGACUUUCUGACUUGUUUGAAUGAGGAAAAGAUAGUAUUGGAGCGGGACUUGCUUUGAACUCGCGUUUGCAGCAUGAGUGGCAAAAGUUGCAGAGCGUAACCAGUUCGUCCAGCCCGACGGGGAGUUGCACGCAGGUAACCAGCACUUCCAAAGCCACGCUGCCGUGGCUCUGUACAACAUGGCCGGUGUCAGCAACAUGAAAACCCUGGAGGACCUGACUCUGGACUCGGGCUACGGCGCAGGGGACUCCUGUAAGUCCCUCAGCCUGUCCUCCUCCAAGUCCAACUCCCAAGCCUUCAUGACGGCCCCGCACCGGGGCAACUGGUGGUACUACUCCGGCUCCAUGAACAGCAGGAACAACAGCUGGGACACUGUCAACACGGUUCUCCCGGAGGAUCCCGAGGACAUCUUCUCCAAGUGUCCGCGGCUCCCAGAGCUGGAGGAGUUCCCCUGGACUGAGGAGGAAAUUGCAAAGAUCCUGCGCAGAGUUGCUGGAAGUUUUGCCAAGGGGGGAGUUUCUGCUGUUUUCUCCCCCGAGGCCGUAAAGAAACUGUCCGGGCUCCUUCGCAGAGCUCUGAUCCGUAUCUCCAGAGAAGCUCAGCGUCUGAGCGUCAUGCACUGCCGCUGCACGCGCUUCGAGGUGCAGAGCGCCAUCCGGCUCAUCCUGAGCUGGGCUCUGGCGGACCACUGCGUGUCCGCGACAGUCAAAGCCAUCUCCAUGUACUGCAUGAGCGCGGGGGAGCUGCUGAGGAAGGGGAAGUCUGCCCGCUGCGGGUUGACCCUCUCCGUGGGCCGCUUCUUCCGCUGGAUGGUGGACACGCGCAUCUCCGUGCGCAUCCACGAGUACGCGGCGAUCUGCAUGAGCGCGUGCAUAGAGGCUCUGGUGGAGGAGAUAGGAGCGCGUGUCCUGAUGGCCGAGAGGGGGCACGCGGGUCCGGAUGCUGUGUCAGCCGCGUGCCCCGUGAGCGCGGAGAGCCUGGAGGCGCUCGUGAACAAUGACGCAGAGCUGUGGGGGGUCCUGCAGCACCACGAGCACCUGAUCUGCGGCAAGAACGCCAGCGGUGUUUUAUCCCUGCCAGCCCACUUCAGCCCCUACACGGAGAACCAGAACCAGGCGUGUGUGGACAGCAGGGAGGACGCCUAUGCCCAGCUCGAGCUCCGGACCCUGGAACAGUCCCUCCUGGCGACGUGUGUGGGCAGCAUCUCCGAACUGAGUGAUUUGGUUUCCAGGGCGAUGCACCACAUGCAGAGGCUGAGCUCGGUCCGUGCGGGGCAGAGUCCGUCUCGUCACGCACGCCCUCAGCAGCCCGUGUCCUGGUCCCCGGACGCCCUCCACACCCUCUACUACUUCCUGCGCUGUCCACAGAUGGAGUCCAUGGAGAAUCCCAACUUGGACCCUCCACGCAUGGCACUGAGCAAAGAGAGGCCGUUCCUCUUGCUGCCCCCUCUGAUGGAGUGGAUUCGAGUGGCCAUUGUUCACGCGGAGCACAGGAAAAGCCUGUUGGUGGACAGUGAUGAUGUGAGGCAGACUGCCAGACUGCUGCUGCCUGGGCUGGACUGUGAGCCAAGACAACUGAAGCCUGAGUGUUGCUUCAGCUCCUUCAAGCGUCUGGAUUCAAAAGCAGCCACGGAUAAGUUUCACCUGGAUCUUGGUUUCCGGAUGCUGAACUGUGGGAGGACGGAUCUGAUCGGUCACGCUAUCAAUCUGCUCGGGCCUGAUGGAGUUAACAGCAUGGACGACCAGGGGAUGACUCCUUUGAUGUACGCGUGUGCUGCUGGAGACGAAGCUCUGGUGCAGAUGUUGCUUGAUGCUGGAGCGAAUCCUGACAUCCCUGUUCCUCCAUGUUCACAGAAGCACCCCUCUGUGCACCCGGACAGCAGACACUGGGCGGCCCUCACAUUCGCAGUGCUCCAUGGCCAUAUCUCCGUAGUGCAGCUUUUGUUAGACGCCGGGGCCAAUGUGGAGGGGGCUGCGGUGAGGAAUGGACAAGAGAACAUGGCCGAGACUCCACUACAGUUAGCUUCAGCAGCAGGAAACUACGAGAUGGUGAGCCUACUUCUUGCCCGAGGAGCCGAUCCUUUGUCAAAGACUCGCGAUGGAAACGCACUGACGUCGUCUUUGUUUGAAGACAUGAACUGCUUCAGUCACGCGGCCGCACACGGACACAGGAACGUGUUGAGGAAGCUCCUGACUCAGCCUCAGCAGGUCAAAGAGGACGUCCUGUCUCUGGAGGAGAUUCUGGCAGAGGGGGUAGAGGAAGUUGGCUUGUGCCCUUUUCUGCCCCUGUCGCCCCUGCAGACCCCCUCCUCUGCCCCAGGCCCACUGCCCCAGGGAGGCGUCCCCAAGCUCUGCAAGGCCAGAAUGAAGGCGCUACAAGAGGCCAGCUACUACAGCGCUGAGCACGGAUACCUGGAUGUCACCAUGGAGCUGCGCGCUAUGGGUGUGCCAUGGAAACUGCAUGUGUGGCUGGAGUCUCUGCGUUGUGCCCAGCAGCAGUCGCGCGCUGGAGUCACUCUGUCCCUCCUCAGAGAAUUCACCACAAUCAAAGACGAAGAUUAUUGCGAGGAGCUGGUCACUACAGGCCUGCCGCUCAUGUUCACCAUCCUACGCUCCACCAAGAAUGAUGCGAUUAUCCAACAGUUGGCUUCUAUCUUUAGUCACUGCUAUGGCCCUGCUCCUCUCCCAUCCAUCCCUGAAAUCAAGGCAACUCUCUCCGCACAGCUAGAUCCACUUUUCCUGAACAACCCGGACAUGUCUGAUGUGACAUUUAUUGUUGAGGGGAAACCGUUUUACGGCCACAAAGUCCUCUUAAUCACAGCCUCUGAAAGAUUCAGGUCUCUGCUGGCGUCAAUGAGCUCUGAUGGAAGUCCGAGUAAGGAAAUAAAUAUCGGUGACGUCAAAUACAACACUUUCCAGAUGAUGAUGUCGUACUUAUACUGCGGAGGAGCAGAGUCGCUCAAAACCAAUGUUCCCGAUUUGCUGGAGUUGCUGGCGGCUGCUUCUCUGUUUAAGUUGGGGACGCUGCAGAGACAUUGUGAAGUGAUUUGCUCGAAGCACAUUCAUCUGGACAAUGCAGUCAGCAUUUACAAAACUGCCAAAGCCCACGGUUUGUCGGAGCUGAGUUCUUUCUGUGAGGGCUUCUUCUUACAACAGAUGCCCGCCAUGUUGGAGAGGGAGGGCUUCAAGAGUCUGCUGCUGGGACCUCGCCAGGGGAACGGCUCUUCCUCCUCUCCGGCCCACAGAUCCGACUCUCCUCUGGAAGAAAUGGAGACUACAUUAGCGCAGCGUCUUCACCUGCUUUAUGUCACCUCCAGAGUGUGAGGAGGACCUAACGCUUACUGUCUUAAAGGUGCACUGUGUAACUUUAGUGGUGGAGAGUCCGUCACCUGCUUGUUUCUACGGAGAUGUCAUUUAUCCACCUAGAAUGUUCCACAGUGUGACAUUAAACAGCUCUACCUUAUAGUUGUUAAAUUAUAGAUCAAAAAUACCUAUAAAAACAUGUAUUCUGACUGUGAGCGGGGGCGCCUCUCCACAGAUCUGACCUGUAACUGUGAAACAUUCCAAACAAAGCAAUAAUGGAUAACAUUUGACAAACCCUCCACCAGAAAAGUUACACAAUGCACAGUUAAAGUUGCACUGCGUAACUUUUCCGAGAGAGAUGGUGUUACUUUGUGUGGAUUUUUUUCACAGUAUGAUAUUAAACUUAUCUGUUUCCAUGGAGACAAGCACCAAGCCAAUUUACAGGUUGAGUUUGUGGAGAGGCGAGCUGCUUAGUGUACAGUGGAUAUUUUUCAAGGCAUUGCUUUAUUGUAAACAAAAAAAAGAAAAGAAAACAAAACGUCUAUAAUUAAAUAAUAAGCAAGUUUAAUGCCAUAUGGACAUAACUCGAUGCUGGACUUGUAUCGGAAAAGUUACACAGUGCACCUUUAAAAUAUUGCGUUAUUUCUCUGACGUGGAGCUGUUCAUAUUGCACAAAGACCACAGACUGUGUUGUAUUGAGAAGGACACUCUACGAAGGAUAAAGAGAAGUUGUUCUGAUCAGGAAGACGAAUGAACCCAGUUUGAACUGACAAAAGCAGAACGUAAAUGCAAGAAACUGUAAUGCGCUUCUGCCCCUACUGGACAAAAUGCGGACUUGCGCUGGAAGACAAGAAUAUUAGAGUAGUAGAUGUGGAAGUUGGUCUUGACUGGAGAACUGUGUAAAGAUGUAACUAAUGAAGCUAUGUGGCCAUGCUGGACUUUUGGCUGUGAUUUAAUGUACCUAAUGAAGCUUUGGGAGGACCCUGGACUGAAAAUGUAUUUAUGUAUGUCUUUAUUUCUAUUUGAUUUAGUAUUACAUUCAAAACAAAACACUUACUGAAGUGACACGGACAUUUUAUAUUUAAAGAGAGGAAAUGUGAGAAUAUUUAACUGGGGCAUCCCUUUUUAUUUUGUUUUUAUGCUAAGCUAAUUAAUAUUAUCUUUAAAAUGUUGUUAAAGAGUUGCUUUUGUGUCGUUACCAGGUUGUCCUUUGUAAAGCUUUUCAGAGAUUGUAUCCAGUUUUCUACAAUAUAACAUUUGCUGACUUUCCUUUGAUAUUGGACUACUAACUGCCAGUAAUGCUAUACAAGCCUGUAAUAAACCUGGGAAACACA